AUGUCAGAGAUCCGCCGAAAACUAGUCAUCGUCGGCGAUGGUGCUUGCGGAAAGACCUGUUUGCUUAUCGUCUUCUCGAAGGGCACAUUUCCCGAGGUCUACGUCCCUACCGUCUUUGAAAACUACGUGGCCGAUGUCGAGGUCGAUGGUAAACGGGUCGAACUUGCACUCUGGGAUACCGCCGGCCAGGAAGAUUACGACAGGCUCCGACCGUUAUCUUACCCCGACUCGAACGUGAUCUUGAUCUGCUUUGCGAUCGACUCGCCCGAUUCGCUCGAUAACGUCCAAGAGAAGUGGAUCUCCGAGGUCCUACACUUCUGCCAAGGCCUUCCGAUCGUCCUCGUUGGCUGCAAGAAAGAUCUCAGGACUGACCCCAAGACGAUUGAAGAAUUAAGACGAACCAGCCAAAAACCCGUGACACCCGAAGAGGGAAUGGCCGUCGCACAGAAGAUUGGCUCGCAGCGUUACCUCGAGUGCAGUGCAAAACUGGGUCAAGGGGUUCGCGAAGUGUUCGAGCACGCAACUCGGUACGCAUUGUUGGCCAAGAAGGGUGGUGGUAGACGCAAUCGCACCAAGUGCAGCAUCUUGUGA
Puccinia triticina is the source of this 591-nucleotide messenger RNA. RefSeq lists its product as uncharacterized. The transcript is spliced from 6 exons. Gene Ontology annotation, biological process: small GTPase-mediated signal transduction. Gene Ontology annotation, molecular function: GTPase activity; GTP binding. Lineage: Eukaryota; Fungi; Basidiomycota; Pucciniomycetes; Pucciniales; Pucciniaceae. The coding region runs from base 1 to 591 and encodes 196 amino acids. The record is from RefSeq and is a predicted model, not a curated record.